UGUUGAGAUAAGCUUCCGCACUAUCCCUAUCCAUCUUCCAUUGUUCUUAAUAAUGAACGUUUCCAUUAUCCUUGAGCUACUUACUCGCGAUAGCCUUGUUCUUCUUAGCCGAGCCGCUCCGAAAUGACCCGAUUUGCCAUCGACCGGACGGCCAUUGUGGGAAGAAGGAAAAAGAGAAGGAGGUGCGUGUCGAACUAAGGAAGGGAUGGUAUUGGCUGAUGUCUUGGGAUGUGCUUUUUUCUCUUUUGCUUUCUCCGUGCCCACGCGGUUAAGUAAACUACGGUAGGAGAUAUCGUCCGUGAUUCUCAUCUUGGCUCGCUCAAGGGUAAUUACUCAUGCCGAAUGUCGGUCAACUCCAUUGAGACUGCUAUGAAGACAAAUGAGAGGGCCCUACCGGCGAGAGAUCCGCUGCGCGAGAAAGGGGAGGGGCAACCAAAUUAGCAGCUUUUCCGCGGGUGGUAGAUAAAAACAGAUAACCACUCCUAACUUUAAUUCAAACGAGGUUUGGCGACUGGGCCGUGCUGGCUUGUUGAGAGUUACUCCAGGAUUGGAAGUUUGAUUUGAGGGUUAUCAUCGUCGGAGGAGUGAUUUCGGUGAGCGGGGAAUCACACAGGGGGUAUCGUACAUGGGCGUUAGAUUCUGGCGAUGUUCAUGUGAAAAGGAGAAACUCUCCCCGACGCGAGUAGGUGGGAGAGAGUACACUUGUUGCUUUAAGCUACACUAUUUCAUAUACAGCGGUGGGCGCUGGCAGAGAGCGCAGCUUAUCAUUGUUAUAUCUUUAAAGUUUUUCUCUUCUCGGUAGCACCACCUUGAAGAUUGCAUCUGUUUUGUGAGGGGAGACUUUGAACAACAACAGCAGACGGUUGCAAUGAUUGGGGUUUUCAUAUCAAGCGGCCAAUUGGCUCUCCUUUUUUUCAUCUUAUCUGGUUUAAUAUCCAGGAUACUGUCGUUACAGGCCUUCCAGCUCAGAGAAUUCGAUGACAGACGAUUAGAGAAGAAUAGAAAUUCAUACACAAGUAAGAUCGGCCCACCGCCCUUUAUUGCCAGGCCUCCGCCUGGGUACUCGGUAUUUGAUCUCAUUCAAAUAGCUGAAAAUGAACGUGUUGCCUUCUCAUCAUAUCCUACAAACUUCAAGCCAAAGGUACCUCUUCUACCACCACCAAAAAGAUCACCAGCUGAAUAUUUAAAAGAAAACAGGGCGCAAUCAGUCUUCACAAAGAGAUCGUGCGAGGAAAUAAGCCGAUGGGAAAAACUCAGCCAGGGCAUCAACUUCCAUUCAGCAGAAGUAGACGUCUACGAAGGACAGUGGUUUUGGGUCACGCGUUGCGUCAGGCAGGUCGAUCCCACACAAAACGGGUACACGGAAUGCUAUGGGGUGGCUCGGAGUAAUGAAAUCGCCGACGGAUCUUGCGUGGAGACAAUUGGCUGGAUUCUCGCUUAUUCAAGAUUAAAAUCGGAUCCCUUUGGAGAGUACGAGUGGGACUACAUAGCGGUUCCGAAUUGCUGUUCGUGCAAGAUUGAGCUAGCACCUGGGGAACAAGUAUUAGGUUAACUCGUCAUCCAAACAUGUCUUUAAGUUUUUAUUUUUUCACUUACCAGUUUUCAGGAUAUUUAAAGUAUUAUUAUAUUAAACCUAAAUUUACCACAUAUGUUCUUCACCAGGGCUGUGUUAUAAUUAAAUAUUUUUAAUCAAUUCAAUUAUAUUUCAAUUCAAUUCGAUUCAAUCCAAUUCAGGGGAGGGGG
Messenger RNA from Strongylocentrotus purpuratus (purple sea urchin), 1743 nucleotides. RefSeq lists its product as uncharacterized. NCBI's taxonomy places the organism in Eukaryota, Metazoa, Echinodermata, Echinoidea, Camarodonta, Strongylocentrotidae. Bases 869 to 1552 code for a protein of 227 amino acids. The record is from RefSeq and is a predicted model, not a curated record. The transcript is spliced from 5 exons.